UAUGGCUGCGCCCAUGGCGCAAUGAGCCCGCUCCGGUCGCCGCCGGGGGGGACGCGGGUAGGCAGCGGGGCUGCUGUGCGGUCCCUCCGCCCGGGGCUGAGUUGCCUGCUGGCGGGGUUGUCCCUCCGGCGGUAGGGAGCCAGGAGAGGGACUCAUCCGCUGCCGCUCGUUCUGUGGUGCCCCGCCAGGGCGAGUAGCGAAGAAGCCGGCACCGGGGGAGGGGAAGGGGGGAUGUGGGGCGCCCUGCUGCGGAGCGGGGGCCGCGGCGGCGGCGGGGGGCUGCGGAGGUUGGUGUCGGGCGGCCCGCCCUGGAGCCAGGUGGUGUCGGAGGCCGAGAAGAUCGUGGGGUACCCGACGUCCUUCAUGAGCCUGCGGUGCCUGCUGAGCGACGAGCUCAGCAACAUCGCCAUGCAGGUCCGCAAGCUGGUGGGCACCAAGCACCCGCUCCUCGAUACCGCCCGGCGUUUUGUGUAUGAUAGCCGAAAUAAUUUACAGAUGAGAGGUUUGGUCAUACUACUGAUUUCCAAAGCUGCUGGACCUGGCACAGAAGAGCUGUCUUUCCAGCACAACAUGGUCAGUGGAAUUUAUUCCAGUCAAAGAAGCCUGGCUGAGAUUACAGAACUAAUCCACACGGCCUUUUUGGUGCAUCGUGGCAUUGUGAAUAUUGGUGAGCUCAAGUCCUGUGAUGGCCCGCUGAAGGAUAUGCAGUUUGGAAAUAAAAUGGCUGUUCUGAGUGGAGAUUUUCUUCUAGCAAAUGCUUGCACAAGCCUUGCGCAGUUGCAGAAUACCAAGGUUGUGGAACUCAUUUCAAGUGCUAUUGGUGACUUAGUUCAAGGUAUAUACUAUGAAAACUCAAAAUCAUCUGAGGAGAACAGUCUUACAGAUGACAUUGGCAUAUCUACGUGGAAGGAGCAGGUUUUCCUGUCACACAGUGCCCUGCUGGCAAAGAGCUGCCAGGCUGCAAUGGAGCUAGCAAAGCACAGCGCUGAGAUUCAGGACGUGGCAUUUCAGUAUGGGAAACACAUGUCUCUGAGUCACAAGCUGCAUUCAGAUCUUCAGCCAUUUGUUCAAGAAAGUUCUAGUGACACCAUGGCCUUCAGUUUGAAUUCUGCUCCUGCGGUUCUCCAUCAGGAAUUCCUUGGAAGGGAGGCAUGGAUUAAACAGAUUAGAGAGGCACAAGGAAAAGGAAAUAUAAUGGACUACAAGAAGCUGCAGGAAGCCAUCAAGGCCGGCAAAGGUGUGACUUCUGCCAUCGACCUCUGCCGCUGCCACGGAAACAGAGCGCUGGCGGCCCUGGAGCACUUCCCUCCCUCCGACGCCAGGGACGCCUUGGCCAACAUCGUCUACGCCGUGACCAGGUUUCCCUGACCCACCUCCCAGGGACAGCCCGCUCUCCCUUCCUGGCAGGAGCAGCCCGGUGGGAUGGGGACACCGCCGCCGCCCCGCGCCGAUGGGCACCUCAUCCUCCCAGACCAGCAGGAGAAGGUGCGCCGGCUGCCGCCGCCACCGCCACCACCAAAAUUCAGGAGGGGGAAGAGAAAAAGGUCACAGAUGGCUUUCGCUUGCUGUGCCAGAAGCGCACUUGAGGCUGCACCGGUAGAAAUAAUUAAUGAGUCCUGUUUCCGUGACCUCAGCAAAUGGACAGGAAAUAAGUCAGUAUUGAUUGGGCACAGGCGGGGACGGCGCCAGGGCGGAGGCCGGUGGUUUUCCUGCCUGAGGGAGGCAUGGAGGGGCGUGAAGAUCCAGGUGUCACAAGAAACCCGCUCAAACCUGCCCAGAGAGAGAGCGAGAGAGCCACUGAAGAUGGGAAUUAACGUGCUUGAUUCUCAAGGGGAAGGGCAGCUUGCGGGAUUAAUGAGGAAAAAUCCUCGCUCUGCCCGCAUGCAGUCAUGUCUCCUCUCACUGUUUUUAUGUAUUCAAAUGUAAAAUUACACUGUGCCUAAUGCUUUCCGUAUCUGAGAAAAUGUGUCAAGCAUGGUAAGUAGGAGCUUUAAAAUACUUAAUCAAAUAUUAAUUUGGCUCUGUUAAGGCAAGUGACUGCCUGGGUUUUAUACAGCCUGUAUAAAGUAUGUUGCUAUGGGUCAAAGAAUGAGGUUUCUCCUACUCUCACGGGGGAGGGCAUAUCCCUCCCUCAGAUCAAGCAGUUUGUUUCAACACAGUCUUACACAAAAUAAUUUCCUGGGUUUGUGACACUUCCAUUCAU
Messenger RNA from Calypte anna (Anna's hummingbird), 2203 nucleotides. RefSeq names its product decaprenyl diphosphate synthase subunit 2 (gene PDSS2). Gene Ontology annotation, cellular component: transferase complex; mitochondrion. Gene Ontology annotation, molecular function: prenyltransferase activity. NCBI's taxonomy places the organism in Eukaryota, Metazoa, Chordata, Aves, Apodiformes, Trochilidae. The record is from RefSeq and is a predicted model, not a curated record. The transcript is spliced from 8 exons. Gene Ontology annotation, biological process: ubiquinone biosynthetic process; isoprenoid biosynthetic process. Bases 232 to 1368 code for a protein of 378 amino acids.